Messenger RNA from Amblyraja radiata (thorny skate), 1878 nucleotides. RefSeq lists its product as uncharacterized. The transcript is spliced from 4 exons. Gene Ontology annotation, molecular function: peptidyl-proline 4-dioxygenase activity; ferrous iron binding; L-ascorbic acid binding. The coding region runs from base 319 to 1878 and encodes 519 amino acids. Gene Ontology annotation, cellular component: cytoplasm; nucleus. NCBI's taxonomy places the organism in Eukaryota, Metazoa, Chordata, Chondrichthyes, Rajiformes, Rajidae. The record is from RefSeq and is a predicted model, not a curated record. Gene Ontology annotation, biological process: peptidyl-proline hydroxylation to 4-hydroxy-L-proline; cellular response to hypoxia.
CGCUGCGCACGUGUGGCUGACACAAGGGCUGAUGGAGACAAGGUGGAUGCGCCCCGGGUUCCCGCUGCAGCCGCCGUUGUCGCCGCAACAGCCGCCGAUGCAGCCACCAAUGCAGCCCGCGGCGCAUGCAAUCUGUUAAAUGCAACGGCGGGCAGGCGGCGGACGCAUGCAACCUGCACGGGAGAGCGCGGAUUUUGUCGCAGCGCUGCAGCGGCGGGCGGGGGGGGGCAGUGAGAUGAGGUGCAGCCGCAUUGGUGCCGCCGCCGCCGGGUGCUGCAGGCUGCAGCCGCAUGGCCUGAGGACGUGAGCGAAGCACCCAUGGCGGAGCCGCUGCAUGGGUGCGGAGCGGCUGCGGCUGCGGUUCUGCCCGGGGCUGGGACUGGGAUCUGGGGGCUCCCCGCUCCGCACCCUGCCCGCAUGGGGCCGCAGCGCCUGCACUUGUGUGGCCGUGCGGCCAGAGACAAUGUAUCCAGGCAGCUGGCUACAGUAGCGACUGGCACCAACUUCGCUACAUUAUCGCCUGCCACACACAUGGCUACAGUAUCGCCUGGCACCAAAUUGGUUACAGUAGCGACUGGCACUACAAUGGCUACAUUAUCGACUAGCACACACAUGGCUACAGGAUUGAUUGGCACCAACUUCGCUACAGGUUCGACUGGCACAAACUUGGCGACAUUAUCGACUGGCACUACAAUGGCUACAGUAUUGCCUGGCACACACUUGGCUACAGUGUCGACUGGCACCAACUUCGCUACAGUAUUGCCUGGCACACAUUUGGCUACAGUGUCGCCUGGCACUACAAUAGCUACAAGAUUGACUGGCACCAAGUUCGCUACAGUAUCCACUGGCACACAUUUGGCGACAGUAUCUCCUGACACACAAAUUGUUACAGUUUUGCCUGGAACAGGUGACUACCUGCUACCAGCACCCCUGGGAUCCCAGGUGGUGACAAUGAGCACCACUCCGGGAGGAGAGGAUUCCAGGACGCAUUACCCCGACUUUUACCAGCCCAACGACCUCUUGCUCGCCCUCGACCCCAUCUUCAGCGCCCUCUCGGGAGAGCAGCAAGCCCCGGGCAAGAGGAAGGGGUCGGAUCACCGCCCGGUGGCCGGCACUUGGCAGGGAGAGGCUGGCACGGGUCUGGCCCAGCACAAGAGGAAGAGGCUGGAGAACGGGGAGGGGGGUGGGGGUGCCAAGCUGGCCAAUGGGCACGACGUGGGCAAGCUGGUGGGCGACGGAGAGACGGGGGCAGUGCCGAGGACGCAGAGCCGGGAGCUGGUGAACAAGUACAUCGUGCCCUGCAUGAACUGCUACGGCAUCUGCGUCAAGGACAACUUCCUCGGUGGGGCGCUGGGCGGGCAGAUCCUGCUGGAGGUCCUGUCCCUCCACCGGAACGGGACCCUGAUGGACGGGCGGGUGGUCAGCCCGCUCACCGUGCCCACCCGCAGCAUCCGAGGGGACAAGAUCGCCUGGGUGGAGGGCACCGAGCCCGACUGUGCUGGCAUCGGACAGCUGAUGGGCAGGAUCGACGAGCUCAUCAUCUAUAGCACUGGCAGGCUGGGCAACUAUGAGAUCAACGGCAGGACCAAGGCCAUGGUUGCCUGUUACCCUGGCCAUGGAACGGGCUACGUCCGACACAUUGACAAUCCCAAUGGAGAUGGCCGUUGUGUCACCUGUAUUUAUUACCUGAACAGGGACUGGGACGUCAGUGUCCACGGCGGCUUGCUGCAGAUCUUUCCGGAAAACCGCUCGGAGGUGGCGAACAUCGAAAUGUGCAGGGCCAACACUAAGUACCACACUUGCUGGAAGCCGCAAAUACAAAUAGAAAGUGCCAAGUGCCAAGAUAAGGGACUGAAGAAGAGAAAUGUCCUCACAUAA